This is a messenger RNA of Bombyx mandarina (wild silkworm), 1561 nucleotides long. RefSeq lists its product as uncharacterized. The record is from RefSeq and is a predicted model, not a curated record. NCBI's taxonomy places the organism in Eukaryota, Metazoa, Arthropoda, Insecta, Lepidoptera, Bombycidae. Gene Ontology annotation, molecular function: metal ion binding.
UCACCCCAUUUUAGUAUUUUUAAUAAAUAUAAGAAUAUAUGUAUAUUAAAAUAAAACUUGACCUAAAAUACUUAGUUACCAGGGCAUAAAAUACCUUAAUUUUUUUUAUAAAAAUAGAAACUGUUUACAUUUACCUACAUACCUACCUACCUACCAUGUACCUACCUAAUUACAUAUUAUAAUUGAAUAAAACUAUCCAAUUAUGAUUGUUUGCAAGUUCUUCCAGCAAGGCUACUGCCGAUACGGCCAAAAUUGUAGAUUUGAACAUGUUUACGGUUCCAAAUACACAUAUCAUGCAACAACUCCACAGCCGGUGGUGACUAACACGGAGCACACUGAUGAACAACUUGUGAAUCAAGUACAGACAGAUGUUAAAUCAGUACUACACGGAAGCCAAUGGAUACUCUCGUGUUAUGCACCCUACAAGGAGAAGCCGAUAAUUCCGGGAAUUCAUGAUCUAUCACCAGAGGAAAUGAGGCUUUUUAUAUAUGAAUCGAAAAGAAAUAAUACUUUAGAACAAGCUAUUGCCUACAUUAACAACUUAACUAGAGAAACAAGACAGAAAUAUGAACAAUUGCUACAACCAACACCACAUUUGAUCAAAGUUCUACGAUCGAUAAUGCAAUAUAAAGAAGGGCAGACUGUGCUGUCUCCUUUCACAGCGACACAAUCCGGCAGUGGUGCGGCCACUUCAGUAUUCAGGAGUGCAGUCCAAAGUUCUGUUUUCACUCAGAACAAUCCAACACCUUCAAUUUUCUCACAAAACAACCCUCAAAACAUGUUUGAUAAUGGAGCUACAAAUAAUAUGUUUGCACAAAACAGUACACAGUUAGGAAUAACGGAUGCCGGAGCAAAAUCAAUAUUUGCUCAGGCCAAUCAGAAUGUAUUUGCACAAAAUCAAACCAAUGUGUUCAGUAAUACCAAUCAAAACUUACAAAAUCCUUCCAACAUCUUUGCUAGUGCAAAUCAGAAUUUGUUUAAACAGAAUGACACUCAAGCUUCACCAUUUCAAUUGAAUAUCUCGCAGCAAAAUAUGGAUACUAAUACCUUCCAAAAGUCAAAUACACAACAAUCAUUUUUUGGAAAAAAUGUGCCUUCAGUAGAACAGAGUGGUGUUUAUAGUAAAAUGGAAGAGCUCACACCAGACGAUUUGGAAGCAUUUAAAAGUGACAAGUUUCAGUUAGGUUUUGUACCUGAAAUAGCACCACCCCAAGAGUUAUGUAACAAUUGAAACGUGUAUAAACGACAUUAUGAGUUGACAUUAAUGAGUAUUUCCAAAAUUCCAACAGACUGGAGUUAGGAAGUCUUGUGACCUUGCACGGGCAGGUCCCACCCUACCUAUUUAGGCUGUGAAGUAGUUAUGUACUCUAGUUUGAAGGAUAAGAUACUGGUUAUGCUACAGUUGAGACUUAGGCCUCAUGUCUCAAACUGGAUUAUCACAUUUACAUUGCGUUGUCUAUGUUCUGAUAACUGCUUAACAUUAGGCCAUGAGUAAUACUAAUCUAAGGCACAAAUAAAAAAGUAUUAAUAGGAAUGGCCUGAUAGUUCAGUCCCUUACAUA